AUGAAAAGAACACUUCGUAGUUCGUUAAGAAGUAGCAACAAACAAUUAAAAAAACAAUCAGAUACAACGAUACCUCCACCACAAUCUCCACCACAAACUCCAGAAACUGAAAAUAGAAAAUUUUUUGAUACGUCAACAGCAGAUACGACCUUAAAUUCUGAAACUGAUACGGUAACAGAAGAAUAUAAUGAGUACGAUGCAGAGAAAACCAAUGAAACAAAUAAACGAGCUAAAUACAUUGAAAAGAAUUUAGCGAGAGUUAAUGAACGAGGUAAAGUAAAUAAAGAAAAAGACAAAGAAGUGACCGUUUCAGAAAACAUCAAAAGUGUCAAGAAUAAAGAUAUAGUUAAAGUAGGUGAAUCACAAUUAUUACAAGGUAUAAUAGUUGAAACCGAGGAUAAAUCAUUAUCAAUUUCUUUGGAUACUGAAAGGAAAUGCUUUAGUAGAUCAAUAAAACCUCAUACGAACUACAAUCCUUAUUUAAUACAUUUAAAAAAUGGGUUAAACCAUAUUGAGAUUUUGAUGAAAGAAUUAGAAACAAGCGCUGAUGAUCAAGAUUUUGGAACCUUUAAUGGAGAUUGGGGAUUUGAAGAUAAGUAUUCCCUUUUUAUCACGAAAUUUUGA
Molecule: messenger RNA, 624 nt
Organism: Funneliformis mosseae
Lineage: Eukaryota; Fungi; Glomeromycota; Glomeromycetes; Glomerales; Glomeraceae
Source: the annotation of a GenBank genome assembly